Molecule: messenger RNA, 1266 nt
Organism: Thelazia callipaeda (thelaziosis nematode)
Lineage: Eukaryota; Metazoa; Nematoda; Chromadorea; Rhabditida; Thelaziidae
Source: the annotation of a GenBank genome assembly
AUGGCUAGACAACGAAUAGAUUCUUUGUCAAAAGCACUCUCUCGACCAGAACUAAAUUUCGAUUUUUUGUUAGAUGUCAAGAAUCUACAUCUGAUUAGGGAAAAUAUACGAUGUAGGAAAGGAAUUGGUAAUAUUGAUGCAGUUCAUAGCUUGUGGAAACAGAUUCAGGAUUAUCAGAAUAAAAUCAACCGAUGCAGACAAGAGUAUCAGUCAUUAUGGGAUAAGUUUUAUGAAGAGGCUGCGCUGAUACCAAAUAUGUGUCAUGCAAGUGUUGUGAAAGGUGAUAUGUCGAAAGCUAAAAUUGUACGACUUUUUGGUGAAAGACGAAAUGAUACGAAUUUGAAAACCGCAGAGUCGAUAAUGAAAGCAUGGAAAGCUCUAUACAGUCCACUGAAUGCAUGUGGUGAACGAAGUUAUGCAUUCAUAGGUCCUGGGACUGAUUUGGAACUUGCGUUAAUAGAUUAUGUUUCAUCGGUGAUGGAGCAGAAAGGUUUCAAGUCUAUCAUCGUGCCAGAUGUCCUUCAUCAUAGUACUCCUGAAUGCUGUGGUUUACAGCAACGAUCAGAUAACGACAUCUUAUACCGUUUAAAUAAGUACAGCGAUUUUUGCUUAUCUGGUACAUCUGAAAUGGGGUUAGGCAGUUUGAUGGCAGGACGGAUUUUUGCUCAUCAUGAACUACCCAUGAAGUUGACAGCUCUGAGUAGGUGUUUUCGGCCAGAAAUUGCGACGACCGUUGUCGAAAGUAAACUGUACAGAGUCCACGAAUUUAAUAAGAUUGAGAUGUUUGUGAUCUGUGAAGAGAAUGACAGUGAUUCACAGCUUGAUGAAUUGGUUGAAGUGCAGACUUCCAUUUUCUCUUCUCUAGGGUUACAUUGUAGACUUUUGGAUAUGCCAUCACAAGAGUUAGGUGCAUCAGCUGCUCGUAAGUUUGACAUCGAAUCUUGGAUGCCAGGAAGAAAAUUUUUCGGUGAAGUUUCAAGUGCUUCUAACUGCACCGAUUUCCAAGCAAGACGAUUAGGCAUUAAAUACUACGACUCGAAAGGUGUAGAGAAGUUUGCUCAUACUUGCAAUGCCACAGCAAUUGCAACCACUAGAACGAUAAUCGCAUUAAUAGAAACUUACCAAACUGAAAGAAAGGGUUUGGUUGAACUGCCAUUAGAUAUCCGUCGACGGAUGCCAGAAACGAGGUCGUGGACAAUCAGCUUACGUAAUGUUAAAGAUAUGAAUAUCAGUCAUGCUUCUACAUCAAAGGAAUUUAAAGCUUGA